This is a messenger RNA of Neogale vison (American mink), 5175 nucleotides long. RefSeq names its product CD44 molecule (Indian blood group) (gene CD44). Gene Ontology annotation, molecular function: cytokine receptor activity; hyaluronic acid binding. Bases 147 to 2261 code for a protein of 704 amino acids. Gene Ontology annotation, cellular component: plasma membrane; basolateral plasma membrane; macrophage migration inhibitory factor receptor complex. Gene Ontology annotation, biological process: cell adhesion; positive regulation of ERK1 and ERK2 cascade; inflammatory response. The record is from RefSeq and is a predicted model, not a curated record. The transcript has 17 exons. Lineage: Eukaryota; Metazoa; Chordata; Mammalia; Carnivora; Mustelidae.
CAACUUCCCAGGCGCCCUCAUUGCCCAGCCGGACCCCAGCCCCUGAUAGGUUCCGUCUGGCCCGCUCGCCCCGUGUUCCGCCGGCCCCUGCCCAGUGCCCCCGACCCUCCGGCGCCCCGCGCUCGCUCUCUCGGUUCGCUCACACCAUGGACAAGUUUUGGGGGCGCUUUGCCUGGGGACUGUGCCUCCUGCAGCUGAGCCUGGCGCAGAUCGAUUUGAAUAUAACCUGCCGAUAUGCAGGUGUGUUCCACGUGGAGAAGAACGGUCGUUACAGCAUCUCCAGGACGGAGGCUCCUGACCUCUGCAAGGCUUUCAACAGCAGCCUGCCCACCAUGGACCAGAUGGAGAAAGCCCUGAAAGUCGGGUUUGAGACCUGCAGGUACGGGUUCAUAGAAGGGCAUGUGGUGAUCCCCCGUAUCCACCCCAACUCCAUCUGUGCGGCCAACAACACAGGGGUGUACAUCCUCACAUCCAACACCUCCCAGUAUGACACGUACUGCUUCAAUGCCUCAGCUCCACCCGAAGAAGAUUGUACAUCAGUCACACACCUGCCCAAUGCUUUUGAAGGACCAAUUACCAUAACCAUUGUCAACCGCGAUGGCACCCGCUACAGCCAGACGGGGGAAUACAGAACGAACCCUGAAGACAUCAACCCCAGCACCCCCGCUGACGAUGACGUGAGCAGUGGCUCCUCCAGCGAGAGGAGCACUUCGGGAGGCUACAUCUUCCACACCCUCCUUCCAACUGUGUACCCGACCCAGGACCAAGACAGUACCGGGGUGUCUGACAACCCAGAGAAUACCCCCAUUACCAUUACCUCAGCUAUGCACUCAAACAGCCAAGCAGCAGUUCAGGAGCAAAUGCAUUGGAUGUGGUCCUGGUUUGGUAACUCACAGCCUAAGACUCAGGAUCACACAGCAGCAGCAACAACAGCUUUGAUGAGCACUAGUGGUACAAGUCCCAAAACAGCAACCAAGAGGCGAGAAGCCCAGGAUUGGCUUUCAUGGUGGUUUCAACCAUCAGAGUCCAAGAAUCAUCUUCACACAACAACGAUAAUGACUGGUACGGAUUCAAAUAUCAUCUCAGCAGGCUGGGAACUAACUGAAGAAAAUGAAGAUGAAAGAGACAAACACCCCAGUUAUUCUGGAUCAGGCAUUGAUGAUGAUGAAGAUUUUAUCUCCAGCACCAUUCCAACCACACCACGGCUUUUUAGCCACCCAAAACAGAACCAGGAUUGGACUUCGCGGAGCCCCGGUGAAUCGAAUCCAGGAGUAUUACUGCAGACUACUACAAGGAUGACUGCCCCAGCCCAAGACGGCCAUCUAGAUCAAAGAACGACAACGCAGAGUCAAGAGGACAGCUCCUGGACGUAUUUCUUUGACCCCAUCUCACAUCCAAUGGGACGAGGUCAUCAAACAGAAAGAUGGAUGGAUAUGGACUCCAGCCAUAGUACAACACAUCAGCCUCCUGCAGAUCCAAACACACAUUUGGUGGAAGACUUGGACAGGACAGGACCUCUUUCAGUGACAGCUCAGCAGAGUCAGACUCAUAGCUUCUCUACCUCACAUGGAGGCUUGGAAGAAGAUAAAGACCAGCCAGUGACUUCUGCUCCAACAUCUAGCAGUAAGGAUGAUAGGACUGAUGGCAGAGGCGGAAGAAGAGGUGGACAUCUUCCUGAAGACUCAGCUACUUCAGUGGAAGGCUCUACUUCUCACUCACCUGCCACGGGGGAAUACAGGACCCUCAUCCCAGUGACCCCUGCCAACACGGGGUCGCCUGGAGUUACUGAAGUCAUUAUCGCUGGAGAUCCCAAUUCUAACGUUAUUCAUUUCUUUUCAGGAGACCAGGACUCAUCGGUUCACCCCAGUGGAACGUCCCAUACCACUCAUGGAUCAGAAUCAGCUGGACACUCAAGUGGGAGUCAAGAAGGUGGGGCAAACACGACCUCGGGUCCUAUGCGGAAACCUCAGAUUCCAGAAUGGCUCAUCAUCUUGGCCUCCCUCCUGGCCUUGGCUUUGAUUCUUGCCGUUUGCAUCGCUGUCAAUAGUCGAAGAAGGUGUGGGCAGAAGAAGAAGCUGGUGAUUAAUAAUGGCAAUGGAGCGGUGGGGGACAGGAAGCCAAGCGGAAUCAACGGAGAGGCCAGCAAGUCUCAGGAGAUGGUGCACUUGGUGAACAAGGAGCCCUCGGAGACCCCCGAUCAGUUUAUGACAGCUGACGAGACGCGGAACCUGCAGAACGUGGACAUGAAGAUUGGGGUGUAACACCCAUGCCGUGGUGACCUUGGAAAGAAAUAGUACUUGGAGACAUCACCUUAAGAAGGAGCUGGGACACUUCACAGAUGUGACGUGCUACUGAUUGUUUCAUUUGGGGAUUUUUUUUUAGUAUAAAAUUUUCUACUCCUUUUUGGUUUUUUGCAUUUUGUUUUUUAAAGUCAGGUCGAGUUUAUAAAAACAGCAUUGCUUUCUGAAAUAAGGACCCAACUGAUAAUCUGCAGGAAUUUGAGUGUUCCAGUUCCCACCUAGAAGCCUCCACCCCGUAGGGAGUGCUCUGGAUGGCUUCUAACAAAAGCCACAAAUACGUCUUCUUGAUCCCAGCCAUCCCUCCACUCCUCCCAGGCAGCAGCCACCUGCUAUAGAUGUCCCCCAGAGCUAAGAGGGGUUGGUCCCUGGGAGGAUAUUUGAAUCAGUCCACAUCCCCACCACCCCCCCACCGCAGCCCGUCCCUGGGCAUUUCUUUCCAGGGGCCUAGGGGUCAGAAUGUACUGGUUACAAAGCCCCUUCUACAGAACCCCUGGAAAUUUAUCAUGUGCUUCUGGGAAAUACCCAAAAGGUGAAGCUAUUUAUCUGUAGGAAGCUAUUUAUCUGUGUUUUUGAAAUAUUAAACCCUGGAGGUCCUUUGAUUAGUAUGAUUUUUUUUUUUUUUGUUACUUUGUCAGAGGCAUAAAGGGUUCAAGCUGAUUCAUAAUAAACAUCUGUACUUCUUCCACCUUAACCCUUGGUGCUGUGAUCCUUCACUUUUUUUCACCAGCCAAGUCUGGUUCCCAAAAACUCAUCAGGAAGAUAUGAGAAGGCCCUUCUCGAAAGUCUUCAUCUCGGAGCCACUAAGCCCCCAUUCCGGGUCGCUCAACCAAAUCCCAAAGAGAAUCAAGGAAGACAGCACUAUUUUAUCUCUGACUCUCCAAAGACUUUGUUCCCUCCUAGCCCCAGAACUGCGAGGGGGAGGAGCCUCAGCCGCUUUUACAUGAGAAUGGCUACCAGUUCUCCGCCCAGUAAGGCUCUGAAAAGCCACAUUACAUCGCAUGAGCUACCAUUUGUGGCGGCCCAUUUCAUAGAUGCUGACCCUGCUAAGUCAUGCCCAAAAACAUUAUGGGAGAAUCUUUUGACCUCUUGUAAUAAAAAGAGAAGCCAAUGGAAAUGAAAGAGAGCAUAGACCGUAGCCAGCCAGUUGCCACAGAUUGGGGAGGAGGGGGGCAGCUGUGUAGAUCCUGUUUGAGUGUUUUUAUGACUGUAUUUGUUUAUACUUUAACAAGCCAGCUGUCCCCUGCUACUUAGGGUAAGUUAAGUACCUGGGAAGUCCCUCAGAAGGUUACAGGGCUGCCCGCCAUUGGAGUCUCGGCAGCAGAUAGGGAGGUUUAUGACCAAAUGAGAGAAUAAUGGCUUUAUGCCUUGCUUGGCAAGUCCUCGGUCUUUAUUCCUUAGUUCAGAAGUCCCAUUGGUCCUGGAACUUCCAAAGAUGAUUUGUAAUAGAAGAAACAGAAUCUAUAAAGUAAGGACUCUUAUAAAACGAGACCUUUUCCUUAUGCCCCCACAAAAAGUCAUCUGUGCCUAAACUGAUAGGUUUGCUAAGACUGAAGAGGAAGAGAGAUAGAGGAGGAGGAAAAGAAGAAGAAGGAGGAGGAGGAGGAGAAGAAAAUGAGUCCCACAUUAGUCAGGGCUGGUCUUAUCCAUGGGGUGAUUAGGAAGGAACUAUUUUUUAAAAAGGGGCCUACUUUCUGUAGUCCUUUCCAAUUUCUGUUCUCCCCUAUCCAUCCUCAUGACCACCUCUCAAUCAUGAUCUUUGAAAACUUCCUUCUGUGAACUUCCUCAGCCAGUUCCAUAUCCAGCUGUCCGGGUUUCUCUUUAUUUUCAAGUGGAUAGAAAAGAAAAGGACAUCUAGCCCCUCCCCUUCAUGGCUGCUAUGUCCACGUGCUCCCUGCUUUCCAAGAGCUUUCCUGGUCUGCUGCAGACACCCUCACUCUGGCUCUUUAGCCACUCUAGGGUUUGUUUCAGGAGGGCUAUGCCAGGUUUGAUCUGUCCCCAGAUUCCUUUCAGGGUCGUGGAUAGUCUUACAAGUCUCACAGUUAGGGAUGGUUUUCUUUUUCUAGAGAUUUCCAAUAAACAGUCUGAGAUAGGUGAUUGUUUUCUAUUUUAUUUUAGAAUUUCAUACGAUCUUUCCUUUUAUUACUGUUGUAGUCCACACUUGGAUAUACCUCUGUGUUCUCAGACAGGAAUGAGAGAGGUCCAGAGCAUCCAGCCCUUGAAUGUAAUAUCCCUCCAAUAUUGCCCUGAGUUCAUGGAAUAGGAGGUAUUCUCUUCCAUUUGAAAUAAUGAUGUAAUUCCAGUAAGCUGAGAGUUUAAGAUGCAAUUUUUCCUACAAUUGUAAAUCUUUUGUGACUCCUGAGGGUUGUCUUUAAAUUAGCACUGCGUGAAAAAAAAGGGGGGGGGCAAGAGACUCUUUCAUAUCGAUAUUUUGUAGAUUCUGGUCUAGCAGAAUGGAAUUCUCCAGCAGAACCUCUCAGAGUUUUAUAUUGAGACCAUGAUGCCAAGAACUGAUUCCAUAGCCAGUGUUCAUUCAACACUAGUACAGCCGAGGAGUGGGAGAAAUGAACUCUGAAUUCUCUAGAAAUGUUACAUGUUGUACUUAAGAAUAAAAAUAACGUGGCCCGUUUACCUUUAUGUAAUAGGUAUGCCUUUCUAUAAAUCACUUUUGUUGAGUUUUCAAAGAAUAACGCAUUGUUCGUGCAUGUACAGUGACCAUUGUUACUUUGAUUUGUCACAGCACACCCUUCCCCUGAUUUUUGUAUACUUACUGAUGGACCAGUAGUACUGAGGAAAGCAUGAUAUGUGUAUUGCCCUGUUGAAAGUACUUAUUGGAAAAAUACCAAAAGGCUACUAUUAAAAGGCUAAAGGAAAUGGA